UAGGACCUCUAUGCAAUGACCAAGACCACGAAAAUAGUCGUCUUUGACGUCCCUCCUCUCGGGUGCCUGCCAGCUGUCCGUUAUUUCAAGAAGACCCCCCCGGGGCAGUGCGACGAGGCGGCGAACAAGAUAGCCGACCAGCACAACACGGGGAUCAGAGUGAAGCUGGAUGCGCUGAGAGGGAAAGGGGUGACAAACCUGAUCAUGUUCAAACAGAGCACUGUCUUCAGGGUGAAAGCCACUGCUGCAGGUGGUUUCAUCGACAAAACUUCGGUGUGCUGCGAGGGUAAAACACCCAGUGGAGCGAGGAUAGCCUGCGGGCAGACAGUGAAAGAGGGCGGCAAGACCUACAGUGCCACGGCGUGCAAGGACCCGACGAAGUAUGUGUGGUGGGAUUGGUACAACCCCACAGAGGCUUUUAAUGAGGUGUUAUCAGGGAUUCUGUGGCACAGUAACAGUGUUUCAUAUGUUACCCCGUUUGGGUUGAAGUCUAUCGUCGAUAAGUAGAUAGAUUUAGGUGGGAGUGGCAUAUGUCCACACACUUGACAGCAUGUGGUAAUAAUGCUUUAAUGAUAAAACACAU
This is a messenger RNA of Closterium sp. NIES-67, 583 nucleotides long. The record is from the annotation of a GenBank genome assembly. NCBI's taxonomy places the organism in Eukaryota, Viridiplantae, Streptophyta, Zygnematophyceae, Desmidiales, Closteriaceae.